AUGGCUUCAGUUUUUGAUCAAUUAAAACAAUGGACCACUAUCGUUACUGAUUCGGAUGACUUUGAGUACUUAGUCUUUGAAAUUCUUAAAAUUAUUCCAGGCAAUAUAUCAGUAGAAGUGGACGCAAUCCUUUCUUUUGACACUGAGGCAACGGUCGCUAAAGCUAAACAUCUAAUUGCUCUUUGCGAAGAAGUUGAAGGAAUUCAAGCUGCUAAAAUACUUGAAAAUGAAGGAAUUCAAUGUAAUAUGAUCCAUCUUUUCUCUUUUACUCAGGCUAUUGCUUGUGCCGAAGCUGGUGUAUCUCUAAUAUCUCCAUAUAUUAGCCGAAUGCUUGAUUGGUAUAUGAAAAAUACUAACAAGACUUAUAAAUCAAACGAAAAUCCUGGUGUUUUAUUUGUAUCCGAAGUUUAUAAAUAUUACAAAAAAUUUGGUUACAAAACCAUUGUAAUGGGUGAGAGCUUCCUUAAUACGGGUGAAAUUGAAGAAUUAUCUGGUUGUGACGAUUCAAAGUCAAUUACGACAAAAAUUCUUUUAAAUAGAAAUCCUAUGGCUACUGGAAAAUUGGAUGAAGGUAUUAGGUCAUUUGCUAAAGACAAUAAAACUUUACAUUUAAUUUUAAAGCAACGUUUGACUAAUGAAGAUCAGAAAAUUUUUGAAAGAAUUUCUGAAAAUUUCCGAGUUUUUGUUUUAUAA
Messenger RNA from Racocetra persica, 693 nucleotides. The record is from the annotation of a GenBank genome assembly. NCBI's taxonomy places the organism in Eukaryota, Fungi, Glomeromycota, Glomeromycetes, Diversisporales, Gigasporaceae.